This is a messenger RNA of Scatophagus argus, 5198 nucleotides long. Its product is annotated as cohesin subunit SA-2. Bases 332 to 3847 code for a protein of 1171 amino acids. Gene Ontology annotation, cellular component: chromatin; cohesin complex; nucleus. The transcript is spliced from 32 exons. Gene Ontology annotation, molecular function: chromatin binding. Gene Ontology annotation, biological process: sister chromatid cohesion. Lineage: Eukaryota; Metazoa; Chordata; Actinopteri; Scatophagidae. The record is from RefSeq and is a predicted model, not a curated record.
UCACAGACGCCAGGGGCGGGACAAAAACGUGAGCGACGUUCAAGACAAACCAAUCACAUGAAUUCAUUUUGAUUCGUCAGCCAAUCGGCAUGAGUUAGGCUGUCCAGCAACUUGACUAUGAGAGCUGAGGCGAAGAAGCAGGAUAUUCGUGGAAAUGUUUGAAUUUUUAUCAUGCUGACAGCCUUCGAAAUUAAAACUAGCCAUCAGUGAACCACCGAGGUAGGAUGAGUCAAUGUGAAGAGGCCUGUCACGGAUUACACCGUAUGUCCAGAUGCAGACACACACACACACACACACACACCUGAGGCCCGUGUAAAGAUCUGAGGAGGAGAUGAUAACAGAACCCACAGCUGCAUCCAGGCCCUCAGAGCAGAACAACAACUCUCAUGAUGAGGCAAACUCCACUGGGGCUGUCAAUCAAUCAGAGGACGAGUCGGGGAACGAGAAUAGACAAAAGAGUGUGAAGCGAAAGAAGAAAGUUCACAAGGGCUCAGAGAAUGUCAAGCGCAAAAGUGCCAAGGCUGGCCGCAGCGGUGUUAGCAGAGCGGGAGGCAGCCACGGUAAACAGAGGCACGUGGAGGCCGUCACGCUGUUCGAGGUGGUCACAAUGGGCAGGAGCGCCAUGCAGGCAGUGAUUGAUGAUUGGAUUGAAGCUUAUAUGACGGAUAGAGACUCUUCUCUCCUCGAUCUUAUCAGCUUCUUCAUUCAGUGCUCUGGGUGCAAAGGUGUGGUCACAGCAGAGAUGUGUCACAGCAAAGAGGACGGUGAAGUUAUGAGUAAGAUGGUGGAGGAGCUGGAUGAGAUUGCUGGUCUGCAGUAUAAAAAGUUCCUGGCCUUUCCGUGGAUCCUCACAGUCACGUGGCCCAUGGAUACAGACAGUGCGGAGUAUCCUCUGACACAGUCGGGCCCGUAUGGCCGCUGGUUUCACUCCGAGUUCUCUGACUUUGUGUCGGUGCUGGUGACUCAGUGUCAGCACAGCGUCAUAUUUGACAGUUACCUGAUGAACACCCUCAUCUCACUGCUCACUGAACUGUCCAGCUCCUAUGUACGGGCCUUCAGACACACCUGCACGCUGGCAGCGGUGAAGCUGCUGAGCUCUCUGGUGGGUGUGGCUCUGAGCCUGGGUGUCAGUAUUGAAAACAGUCAGAAACUUUAUGAGGUGCAGAAAGCCAAGACGAUGAGACAGAAAAGCACGAUGCGAGAGAGAAUACAGAAGAACAUCACAGAGCUGCAGGAGAAGAGAGCGGAGAUGGAGAGCAUGAUGGACAUCAUCUUCAAAGGGGUUUUUCUGAAAAGAUACCGCGAUGUACUUCCAGAAAUCCGCUCAAUCUGCAUGGAGGAGUUGGGUUUGUGGAUGAAGCUCUACAGUUCAGUGUUUCUCAAUGAUAGCUACCUCAAAUACAUUGGCUGGAUGAUGUACGACAAGGUACCAGAUGUGCGUCUCAAGUGUGUGUUGGGACUACAGGGUUUGUAUGAAGAUCCUCUGCUCCUCCCUAAACUGGACCUGUUCACCACCCGCUUCAAGGAUCGCAUAAUCUCCAUGACCCUGGAUAAGGACAGUGAAGUGGCAGUGCAGACCAUGAAACUACUGGUUGUCAUUUCCAAAACAUCUGAUGAUGUGCUCAGUCCAGAGGACUACAAGCAGCUCCUCCAGUUUGUUUAUUCAUCACAGCGCCCUCUAGCUGCCACUGCAGGAGAGCUGCUCUUCUCAAGGCUUCUCAACACUGUAGCCCCUGCAUCUGAUACUCUGAAUGAGGAGGAGGCUCAUAAACACCAAACAUUUGCCAAACUGAAGGCUCUGCUGCAGUUCUACCAGCAGUCUGAGCUGCACAAGCAUGUGGUGUAUCUAGUGGACAGCCUGUGGGACUGUGGUGGAGCCCUGCUGAAGGACUGGCCUGCACUCACAUCUGUACUGUUACAGGACCCUGCCUCACACAGCCCAGGUCUUAAUCAGGCAGAACAAGCAGUGCUUGUAGAGGUCCUGGUGGCGUCGGUGCGACAGGCCUCAGAGGGACCAGCGCUGGCAGGAAGGACCGGCACAAAGAAGGUGAUGAGUGCAAAAGAAAAGAAAAUUCUGUUUGAUGACUGUGCUAAACUCACUGAACAUCUCCUCAUGGUGCUUCCUAAGUUACUGUCCAAGUUCUCAGGUAGUUGUGACAUUGUUGCUUCCCUGUUGAAGAUUCCUCAGUUCUUCCUCCCAGAGUGUCCUGAGGGUGAAAGCACACAGGCAGUGUCCAGUCUGAUGGCAGAGAUGAGAGCUGUUUUGGAGCUCCACUCUGACCCUGCUGUUCUGGAGGCUGCAGCCCGCACUUACCUCAGUCUGUGUGGGGAGGAGACGGCCGGUGGCUCCAUGGCCCGGGCUGCCAGGGACUCUCUGAUCCAGCACUGGGUGGACCAACUGACAGCACUGCUGGGGGAGGUAUUGGAGGGUGGCAGUUUUUCUGCUGACGAAGAGAAAACUGGAGAAAUUUUAGCCACACUGAAGAAACUCAGAGCUUUUCACAACUGUCAUGACCUCAUUCGCUGGAACCUGUUCGAGCUGUUGUCUCCUGUCCUGUCGGUGGAGAGCAGCCAGGGAGGAGCACCGCCAGAGGUGCUGCUGGAAGUACUGCAGUGUCUGUGUUACUCCAUGCUCUGGUCUCUCAACAUGAGUAGUGAAACUCUAACCUCCAGAGAGAAAGCUGUGGCCCAGAGACUCCAGCUGCGUCUCUUCUGUGAGAGGGGUCAUCACCGUCUCUCCCACUCUGACCUCAGCGUGCGGCAGCAGGCUUUUCUGGGUGUCUGUGACGUUCUCACGGCUCAUUCCUACCAGCUCCAAGUGUGGGAUCCAACCUCCUUUGGUCCCCUGCUUUACACUCCCAGUCCCAAACUGCAGAGGGCGCUGUUGACCUUUGUAUGCAGACACGUUUUUGUUGGACCGGACUGUGACAGCCAGUGCGUUGUCAGUGAAAACUCUGAAGUGGAGAGGCUGGAGGACCUUCACAGACGAAGAAAUCUGCUCGCGGCCUACUGCAAACUGAUAGUUCAUGGAGUUCUGGAGAUGAGCAUGGCAGCUGAGGUCUUCAUGUACUAUGUGAAGUACUAUAACGAUUUUGGAGACAUCAUCAAGGAGACGAUGUACAGGACCAGACAGACAGAUAAGCUGGAGAGUGCUCGUACACUGGUGCUCUGUUUGCAGCAGCUGUUUACUCGUCUUAAGCGGGAGCAGGAGAGCGGUGGUGGUAGGGCCCACCCAGGAGUCCAGACCUUCACCUGCAUCAAAGAGCUGGCCAGACGGUUUGCCCUCACUUUCGGGGACCUCGUCAAGUUUCGCGAGUGCGUCGUCAUGAUCCACAGGAACGGCAUAGAGUUUGUGUUCCAGGAGUUUAGUCAGACGCCAGAAUCACCUACUCCACCAUACCUCUCCUACCUGACCAUCCUCGGUGAGUUCUCCAGCAAACUCCUCAAACCGGACAAGAAAACAGUGUUUUCCUACUUGCAGAAGCACACUGCAGAGCACAUUGUUGAUCUCAGGCAGGAGUGCUGGCAGCCACUUAUAUAUUAUCGUGCUUCCCUAUUGGCUGUAGCUGAAGGGGAGGACGCCGUGUCCUACGUUAGCUCCGACAGGAAGCCGCACAUGCCCAAUCGCUCUCCCUUCUCCAAACAGAAACUGGAAGGAAGCAAGUCCCCCUGCCCAUUCACCAAAGUUCACAGGUCCAGCUUCAGUCCAAGCCAUCAGGAGAAGACAACAGAUAUGGAUCCUUUUUCUGUCCCCGUGGAACCUCCUGCAAAAAGGUCGAACAUUGAGGCAUCUGUCCUCGGCGCUGGCAACGAGGCGGACGACGACACUGUGGAAAUCGAGCUGUAACAGUUUGGAGGUUGGAGAGAAAUCUGUGCUCAUGUCUGUAUGUCACAGACGUGAGACUUUGAGUGUCUUCUCUGAUGUGCAGACGUCCCAGUGUCCAUUGUUGUCUACAAAUCUGAUCGUACAGGUUUGUUGAAAAGGCAGUAUAUUAUGUUUUGUAUGAGGACAUAGUUUUAAAGGAUAAGAUUGUUGUAUUCCACCUUUAAUAUUAUCGGCAAAUCCCAUGAAAAGGCCAAAACCAACAAGAACUGAUCCUACUAAUUCACUACUAUUAGCUGUGCAGGAAAAGCCAUGAACCUCAGUGGUUGCCCAGAAACUAUUAAAGGUAUACUAUGAGGGAUUUGUUGGUUGCUGUUUGUAAACAUGCCAUUCAAAAUUGGCCUCCCUGGAUCAACAGGUGAGGCAGAAGGCCUGUUCAGUGUUCGGUAUGAACAGCUGUCCUGGGUGGUCCAAUCACAACAGGACACCUCUGAGCCCAUCAGUUAACACUUGGCAUUAUAAUGUGUCACCACAUGCGUCUUAAUUCCCCACUCUAUAUGCAAGUAAACAAGUACAUCACAGGGGCAAAUGAACAUGCUUUACUUGCAUAAAGAAAGAAAUAACUAAGUUUAACAUUUUUCAAAAUUUAAAAGAAGGCUUAAAUGAUUAGGAAUUUGCCAUGGACAGUUCUUUCACCAAGUUUAUAAAGUUUCUUCUAAUUCAGCAACUCAGAAAACUCAGAUUUUUUCAAGUGCAUCUGGGGACUUUCCCCACAGGUGACCAAGUAGCAGCCUGUAUUGGUUACUGUUUAUGUGUAAAUUUUGAUGUUUACCCUCACUAAAAUGUUGUCUUCUUUCAUAAAUUUACUGUAAGAGGUGAAAUCAGUUGAACUGGCAUGUUCAAAUAGCUGCUAAACAUUGGCAGCUAAGACACACUGUAGACCGAGAACAGACAGGCUGGUACAGUGAUGCCUGUCAGAACUGACGGAAAAUAUAAUAAAGACGACUCAGUAUACCUUUGAAAACACAUCAGUGAGCCACACUGUGGCUGCACUAGGUGACAUUUUCUUCCAUUAGAAAAAACAGGACUGUAGUUUAAGUUGAAUUAAUCUCACAUUCGCCAUCCUGCUACUGUAAAUACCGUGUAGAGCACCAACAAUGCAUUAAUUUGCACCUGAAAAUAGUCCCCAACAAAUGCAUCUCUUCUGCUGCUUGAGUAACAUUUGCCAAAAAAAGUGAGCGGCUGUUUCAGUUAAUUACUGAGCAUAUUUAUUAAGGGGUAAACCAUAAACAUGGAAACAGUUGUUUUAGAUUUUGUGUACACUUUAAGUACAAAACAACAGGUUUGGGGCCACAUAAAAAGCAGCUAAGUCGGA